AUGCCGCCGACGAUUUUCCCUGGUUCAGGGCCGACAGCGGCGCCACAGUUAACUUCUACAGUGCCGAUGGGUGUCCCAAGGGGAGUGCAAGCACCCGCAGUCACUCGUGCGCCUUCUCCUCGAGUAGCCGAAACAGAACUUAGUCCUGAUGACCAGCAACAGGCACAGCUAUUGAUGCAGGUAUUGCAACUAAACGAAGAGCAAAUUGCUUUGCUGCCACCGGAAGACCGAAGAAAAGUAAUCGAAUUACGAAAUCAGCUGCGAUCCAGUGUUUAA
Molecule: messenger RNA, 276 nt
Organism: Gongylonema pulchrum
Lineage: Eukaryota; Metazoa; Nematoda; Chromadorea; Rhabditida; Gongylonematidae
Source: the annotation of a GenBank genome assembly